AUGGGACAUGCUCAGAGGAUAAUCCCUGCACUGAGGGCUGCUGCUCAAGUGUCUCCCUGGUUUGCGGAUAUGGCCCCGACUACUGUGGCAGUACUUGUAUUGCAGGAGCCAGCACCAAUGGCACAUGUGCACAGUUGGCUGAAUGUAAUCCUGGUGUAUAUCCAGGCUGGGGUGGCACGUCGUCUGAUUUCUGCGGAAGUACGACAUGGCCCUCUCCUUCUUGCUCUGGUAAUUCGUCUGUCACGCGGCGAAUCGGCUACUACGAAGCCUUUAAUCUGGAUAAUCCUUGUAAUAAUCCCUGUUGGAGCUUACACACACUUGAUCUUCUCCUUCCUAUACAUUGAUCCAGAUACUUAUGAGAUCACGCCAAUGGAAUCUAACCAAACUGAUCUCUACGCUCGCUUCACUACUCUCAAGCAGUAUGGUGUAGAAACGUGGAUCACUAUUGGUGGAUGGGCAAUGAACGACCCAGGGGAAUAUUCCAAUGUCUUUUCUGAUCUUGCCGCAUCCUCUACGGCACAGAAAGCUUUUCUUGACUCUCUCGUUUCGUUUUUGGGAACAUAUGGGUUUGACGGCGUCGACUUUGAUUGGGAAUAUCCCGGUGCACCGGAGCGAUUCGGAAAUGAUGCUGACUACGCCAAUUUUGUUUCGUUUCUACAGAAUGUGCGGUCCACUCUUGGGGACUACUAUGGGUUGUCUAUCACCCUACCAAGUUCGUACUGGUAUCUUCAGUACUUUGAUAUUGUCAAUAUUGCGAAAACGAUUGAUUGGUUCAAUUUUAUGUCCUAUGAUAUCUAUGGUACUUGGGAUGCUACAAUUUCCUCGAUCGGGAACUAUGUCUAUGCCAGUACCAAUCUUACCAUGAUUGAAUCAGGGUUGCAGUUGUUGUGGCAUAAUAACAUCACGGCUAGCCAAGUGAACCUUGGUCUUGGCUAUUAUGGCCGUAGUUACACACUGAAAGAUUCUUCAUGCACUGCGCCUGGAUGCCCAUUCACAUCCGGAGCUAAGGCAGGUCCAUGCUCUCGCACAGAGGGCAUGCUUUCUUAUGAUGAAAUCAUGGAUAUUAUCGAUGAUCCGUCAAGAAACCCAACGGUGUGGCUUGAUUCUGCUGCAGCUGUUAAGAUCGCUGUCUAUGAUGAUGAUCAAUGGGUUGCUUAUGAUGAUGCUGAAACUCUUCAAAUGAAGCUGGAUUUUGCAAAUUCAGUGUGCAUGGGAGGAGUAUUUGCAUGGGCUGUUGACGAGGAUCACACUGGGGGCCUUUCUGAUUCUGUUUCUAAUUCUACUAAUCUCUUCCCGGCUGGAGGAAGUGGAAAGGUAUAUGUGCUACCUGAAAUUUGGGACAGUGAUUCGCCCGAAAUUUCCUGCCAGCCACCGUGUACAUUUAUCUUACCACCCUUCCCAUUACCAACUACAACGACAGUCAGUUGGCCAGCAAUCACCACUACGUUGCUCGUCAGUUCCAAUGGAGGCGUCACCACAACGACCACCACGAUCCCGGUUCCUGAAUUUCCGCUAUCUGUCGUUCCUUUCUGGCCCGUGACCAUUGCCAACAAUCAAACAUUCGGUGCCUUGAACCCGGUACCAAGCGUUACACCGCCGUCUCUUGUGUUGAACUUGCCCGGAUCGGUCACUCCAUUUCCCCAAGUUACAGUCAAUUAUACUGUAGUUGCAGAGAAUCAGGUGACAGGGACAUCCUCAUCCACAGGUACUAUUACCUCUCCUCCCUCCACAACCAUCACAGCGUCCGCCGUCGUGACGCCGUCGCCGAUUGCGGCAGACAUGACUGAAGGCUGCACUCAAUUUUACCAGGUUCAGAGCGGCGACUCUUGCUGGAGUAUUGAAACAACAUACGAUAUUGCUGCUUCGGACUUUGAAGCUUGGAAUCCUGACGUCGGCACCGGUUGUUCCAGCGGCGUCUGGCUUAAUUAUUACUAUUGUAUCGGCCACGGAAGCCUUACGUCGACUUCGUCAGGGUCCGGGGGCCAGCAGUCCUCAACAGGAACCACUAUUGUUCCCAUAUUUCCUAGCACAUCGCACCCUAUCACCAUCCAGCCGCAGCCUACUGUUGCGGAUGCGGAACCCUCGAUUACCAUUCCUCCAAUCAAUGUUGUCAUCGCACCGCCGACGGACUCUUCCUCAAGUGACGGUGACUGUCAAGGUUGCGGCAAUCUGAAUUGCGAGCUGUUCGGUUGUGAUGGGAAGUGUGGGUUUUUCGGUUGUGAUGGGGGCUGCGGUCUUUGGUGGUGCGGCGGAGGUUGUGGUUUGGAAUAUUGCGGUCCCGGUUGUAGUGAUGGUCCCUGCAUCGUUGAGGGUGGCGGUGGCGGUGGUGGAAGUACUGGCACCAUUGGCACUGAUAAUACGAAUGAUGAUUGCAGCUCGAUGGAGACGGCCGAUAUCUGCACUGUGUUUAUAAAAAGCUUUUCAACAUCCGGAAUGACAUCAACGUCUACCACUACUACGACGGAAUGCUACACCACUGAAGGAUGCUCAGUGGCUCCGUCCACGACGACAACGACCAUCAGUACAACUGGAACGUAUUCCACUAUCACUAAUAGCUUCAUGUUUGUGUCGCAGCCAACAGAGGCAGCAUCUGUCAUGGAUUCUAUUUCUGCUAGCAUUGUUAGCCAGCGAAGUGUCUGGGACGCCACACGCUGGGCUGGUUAUACGAUUACAGUCACCCCUACAUCCACAACAACUAGCUCUCAAGCCGCCAAGACUGGAUUUGAAAUCAUACAACUCGCUAUUGACUACAGCGAUUCUGACUACUCAUUUCUGGCUAUCAAUUACGAUGGACUGUCUAAUCCUAUCGUAAUCAAUGAUACACAUCCAUUUGGUGAGGAUCUAAAGAGUACGAACAGCCAGACUACCUUCUGUGAUCAGACCUCCACGUUCGUUCAGGAGGACUCGGGCGAUGUCCUGGGUAGCAGCAACAACGGCAAUGAGUAUGACUGCACAACUGUUGUGAGACCAGUCACAACCACCACCUCUGUCACCAUCUCCCCAACCAGCACAAACAGAGCCUACUUUAUCCCCAUGUGGCAAUGCUUAACCAAUAUUUGUGAUUGA
Molecule: messenger RNA, 3066 nt
Organism: Talaromyces stipitatus ATCC 10500
Lineage: Eukaryota; Fungi; Ascomycota; Eurotiomycetes; Eurotiales; Trichocomaceae
Product: class V chitinase, putative
Exons: 11
Coding region: 1-3066 (1021 amino acids)
Biological process (GO): carbohydrate metabolic process
Molecular function (GO): hydrolase activity, hydrolyzing O-glycosyl compounds; chitin binding
Source: RefSeq, a predicted model, not a curated record